AUGGGUACUGCAGGAGCCAGUCAUCCCUACAAUAUGUUUCCUAACUACAACAUAAAGUACCCAAUGAAUGUAGAGAUGUUUGGUAAUAUGGGCACCACCCCAUAUGGCAUGCCGAAUAAAGGAGGAGGCAAUUACCCUAAUAUGAAUAUGAUGAAUGGAAUGAGUGGAGCCAACGACAUGAAUAACGCAGGUGGAAAUGCUAACCCCGCUGGGGGAGGCAGUUCUUAUGGAGGGCUCAACACAAUGGGUAAUAUGAACAGCUACAAUAUGAUGGGCGCCUAUGGAGACAAUAGGUACAGUAACUUAAAGUCCAUGGAUCCGAUGAAGACAUUCAAUGAUGGGAUGGUUAUGGGCGGAGCAGCAGGUGCAGCAGCAGCAGGUGCUGGUGCAGCAGCCCACCAUGGAAAUAACAACCUUACCAAUAUGAUGGGCACGGGUAAUAUUGGCAACGUGGGUAACUACAACAGCUUGAACAAUUUUAUGCAUAAUCGGAAUUACCCUAAUGAUAUGAGCAUGCGAAUGCUCAGCAGUAGAGGCAUGAUGGGGGUGAACAACCCUGCGAACAUGUGUAACAAUCAGGGCACCAUGAUGAUGAUGGGUGCGGGAGGAGCAGCAGGAGUCGGUGCACCUGGGGCAACUGGAGUAGGCAUGCACGCUAACACAAGUAGUGCUGCCCGAUUUAAGAAUGAACAGGGGGAAGAUGAAGAGUACGAUGAUGAAGAAGAUGCAAAUGGUGGCUCGGCCUUAUAUGGAGGAAGUAAAUACAUAGGGGGCAAAAAUGCACAUGGAAAGCAAACGAAUAAAGCAAAAAAAUCGGAGACGCAAAAGAAAGAUAAGAAAAAAAAAAAAAAAAAAAAAAAAAAAAAAAAAAAAAACGCAAAUACCUCCCUUGAUACAGAUGAAGAUGAGGACAAUGAGCUGUAUGUCAACACGUAUGUGAAAAAGUCCAAUACGAGGAGUAGUAGUAAGAAGUCCCAGCUGUAUGAUCCCGUGGAAGAUCGAUACAAUGAAAGGGCAAAACGGAAUGAGAAAAACGACAUUUUUGUUUCCCCGUAUGUGGGCGCAGUGGAAGGAAGAACCAAUUUGAGGGAGAGGAGGAAGGUAUACAAUUACGCUCAGAUGGACAGCUACUUUGAAACGGAUGAGGAGGAUAAAAAGGUGGACGAGGAAAAAAUGCUGCUCAGGCAGGAGAAGCAGAUCAUGGGAGGCAUUGACCGCGUGCUGCACCAUAGGAAGAUCGUCGACCACAAAAAUGUGAAUAAUAUAAAGAACAAUCCCUUCCUGUACAUCAACAAGGAGAAAGGCGCAGCUACCAAUGGAGCGGUUGCUGGUGGAGCGGCGGGCGAUGGAACGGCGGGCGAUGGCGCAGAUGGCAAGGCCGUGGCGGCGAACGACCACGAGGACCCAACCGUAGACGACUUUUACGAGGAGGAGGACAUUGAAGACGUAAGUCAAGUAGAAUUCCUAAUCAAGUGGAUUGGAAAAUCUCACAUCCACAACUUUUUCUGUACCUAUGAAUACUUAAGAAUUUUCAACGGACUGAAAAAGGUAGACAAUUAUAUAAAGAAAAUUAAACAGUCAUUUCAGAAGAGGAAGUACAUGACGGCUGAUGAAAUAGAGCAAGAGAAAAUUUACUCCGAGAUUAAGAAGCAAAUUGAGAUGGACGCCAUCAACGCGGAGAGGAUAGUAAGUCACAGAAUGUGUGAUAUAACCGGUGAGCAGUUAUUUCUUGUGAAAUGGAUGAGCUGCGCGUAUGACCAAUGUACAGAAGAGACUAAGCAGACUUUAAUAGAUCAUGGGUUCACAAAACUUAUUGAAGAAUAUUUUGACCGGGAAAGUAAAAUAUAUGGCAUGAAAGCUUUUUCAAGUGUUUGGAACAGGGGUCCUUUAACAGCUACCAAAUUCGACCCUUACAAUGAGACGCCAUUUUAUCUGAACGGGAAAAAGUUGAGGGCAUAUCAGUUGACUGGUCUCAAUUGGAUGGUCAGCAGAAUGAAACGAAGUUUAAGUGUGUUACUUGCAGACGAGAUGGGAUUAGGAAAAACGGUGCAGACCAUCGCAGUGGUUGGUCACAUGUUAUAUAAGGAGAAGUUAGUUGGGCCUUAUCUUGUAAUCGUUCCUCAAUCCACUGUUGAUAAUUGGUUGAAUGAAUUUAAGAGUUGGCUUCCCCAAGCAAAUGUCGUGUGCUACCAUGGAAAUGCUGUUAGUAGAGAGCUUAUAAGGACUCACGAAUUGAAAAAGGUUUACGUGGCUAAUAAGGGGUAUAGGUAUAAAUUUGAUGUGUGUAUUACGACCCCAUCCAUUUUGAAUAGCGUAAGCGAUUUGGAAUUGUUGAAGAAAAUGCCGUGGCAGUUAAUGGUGGUGGAUGAAGCUCAUCAGUUGAAGAAUAGACAAUCUAAGAGGUUCAUAGAAUUGAAGCAAUUUAUGGCUGAAUCGAAAUUACUCCUUAGUGGUACUCCCCUUCACAACAAUUUGGAGGAACUGUGGACCCUGCUUCACUUCCUGAACCCACAGCAGUAUACACAUUAUGAGAAUUUUCAAAAAAAAUAUAACGAAAUUGAAAACACUAGUUUAAUAGGGGAAGCGAAGCAGAAGCAGUUGAUGCAGUUGCAACACGAGUUGCAUGAAGUUAUUUUACGUAGGGUUAAAAAGGACGUGGAGAAAUCUUUACCUAACAAAGUGGAGCGAAUUCUGAGAGUAGAAUUAUCACCCAUCCAGAUUGAAUUUUACAAAAAUAUUUUAACAAAAAAUUAUGAACAGCUAGCUAAAGCAUCUGGUGGAGCAAAGAAUUCUCUUCAAAAUAUUUGCAUGGAAUUAAAGAAAGUGUGCAACCAUCCCUUUUUGUGUUGUGAACCAGUAGACGAGGAUGAGUAUAAGGAACGGUUGGUUUAUUCAAGUGGAAAAAUUUGUCUCUUGGAAAAGUUACUAAUUAGAUUGAAGGAGAGAGGAAACCGUGUGUUAAUUUUUUCACAAAUGGUAAAAAUGUUAAACAUUCUAAGUGAGUAUUUAACUUUACGCGGAUUCAAACAUCAGAGGUUAGAUGGAACCAUGUCUAAAGAAAUGAGGAAAAAAGCUAUGAACCAUUUUAAUAGUAAAAAUUCAGACGAUUUUGUUUUCCUUUUGUCAACGAAAGCUGGUGGUUUGGGUAUCAAUUUAACGUCAGCUGAUACUGUUAUUAUUUAUGAUUCAGAUUGGAACCCACAGAAUGAUUUGCAAGCAGGAGCGAGAGCACAUCGUAUUGGACAAACGAAAACGGUGCAGAUAUAUAGACUGGUUACUAAGGAUUCUAUUGAACAGACCAUCCUUGAAAGAGCUAAAGUUAAAAUGGUACUAGAUACUCUGGUUGUUCAAGGAUUGAACAAAAAGCAAAAUGAUAAUGUGAAUUACAUUGGGGGAGAAGGAGGAAAUACAUCUAACGGAUUCACAAGAGAAGAAUUGUCAAAAAUUUUAAAAUUCGGUGCACAGAAAUUGUGGGAAAAAAACAGCUCUAAAUAUUCCCCUAAAAAAAUGGAUGAAGAAGAAAAAACGGUUAUUAAAGGAGUAGAUGUGGACUUGGACAAAAUUUUAGAAGAAGCUGAAGCAAAUGAAAAUGCUAACAAUGCAAAUAAGGAUUUGAAUUCCGAGUUUAAUAGUCUUCAUGGUUCGAAUAAUUUGUUUCCUGGUGGUAAUAGUUUGUUUGGAAGUGGAACAUCAGGAACAGGAUCUGGUACGGGAGCGGCAGGUGGAGGAGGAAUUGCAGAUGAUCUACUUAGCUCAUACAAUAAUAUCACCGAGUUCAAAUAUGAACCACCAGCCAAUUUGAAAAGUAACAUUUAUAAUGACUCCACUAAAGCGGAUGAGUUAGAGGAGGAAGAACAGAAUGAUAAGGAUUUUUGGGAUAGAACUAUUCCAUUAGAAGAGAGACUAAAAUUGAAGAGGAUGAAAGAGGAAGAGCUGUUAGUUCAUGGACCCAGAAAGACCAGAACCCGAGAUAAUAAUCGACACAGCUUGUAUAUAGAAUCUGCAAACACACAAACAAUGAAUGAUGAUGAUGAUGACAGUGAGGAGUAUACAAUAAAGUAUAAUGAUAAGAAUAAAAAUAUGAAAAAGAAAAGAAAAAGAAGAACUUCUACUCAUAUAACAGAAAAGGAUAAAUUCCGAUUGUACAGGUCCCUUUUGAAAUUUGGUAAUCCUUACCUACGUCUAGAAGAUAUUAGAAUUGAUUCCAAGCUCACCAAAGUCGAUCAAAAUGUCAUACUCACAGAGUUAAAUAUUAUUGUGGAUACAUGCAAAGAAAUUGUGGAGAAGGUGGCAAAAGAGAACUCCUUGAAGGUGAGUGAGGAAGGAGGAGGGGGGAUGGUGGUAAAGGAUGAUGGAGGAGGUAUUAUAGAUGUUACAGGUGGAGUGGAGAAUGAUGAAGAGGAGGAAGAAGAAGAAAGGGCUGUUAAACGAGUAAAAGACGAAGCCGAUAUUAAGCUAUUGAAAGAGGAGGAAAAUAAUAAUACUACUACGACCACCGAUAGUAACCAUUUGACCGUCGCCUCGUGUGAUGACUCCAGUGGGAAGAAAUUGGAGGAGGGAGCCGAUGAUGCGGGCGUUGUCGCCGAUCAUCACACCGUUGAUAGUGCCAAGAGUUAUGAAGAGAAGAAAUCGUCACCUGCAAUGAAGGGAAGUAAUAAGUCCUCUUUGAAAGCUGUGUCGUCUUCCGAGGGUGUUGGUCGUGAUGGGGAAGAGGAUGGAAACUCCGUAGCUGUGGCGAAGGACAGCGCGAAAGAAGGCCCCACUGAUGAAACAGCAGCGGGAGAAGCGGCUGCCGGAGGAGGAGGCUUCUUUUCCAAGUUUCUGAAUUUGGUCAAGGGCGAGGGGGCUGAAGAGAAGGUUGAGGGGGUGAAGGUAGAAGUGAAGACGGAAGUGAACGAAGUGAAAGAAGUGGACGAGAUAAACGGAAAAGAAAAUGAUAACAACUCCAAUGAGGAGAGCGAUGGAAACACUAAGACUAAGGGCACGGAACGAGGAAGGAAGGUAGACGCAUACACUUUCUACAUUGGCACCAACAGAGCCAACGCCCUGGACCUGUGCCAGCGUCUUCAAUUAUUCAAAAGCUUGCACGAGUUUGUGAAGGAGCAGAAUGGAGGAAACGAGUACAGCUUCAGGCUUCCGCUCAAAGGCACCAGUAGCAGCAGCGCGACCGCCAAUGUGUCCUUCGGUGUUGUGGAGGAGGGAAAGAAGAGUAAGCAGGGGCAACAGUUACAGGAGAAAACCGAGUUAGAGGGUGAAGUGAAAGGAGAAGUGAAAUCUGAAGUGAAGACUGAAGAGGGAGAAGUAAAAAUAGAACCUGGUGUCGAUGCGGUUUCUGAAGCGCCCGCAGAAAUCAAGGCAGAUGUGAACGACUACCUAAAACUGAAGCUGCCUGAUUACAUAUUUAAUCAUUUGAGGGACCUCGCGACGAAAGACGUGAAGGCAUGGUCCAAGGAAGACGAUGAAAAUUUAAUCAAGGGGGUGUAUGUUUAUGGGUUCGGGUCGAUUAACGAAAUUUGUUCAGACGUGAACCUAAACUUGGGUCAUAUAAAAAAUGUCAAGUGUGAUAAAGUUAAGAUGAGAUGUGUGCGUAUUUUGAAAAUGAUUGAAGAGUUUAACUCGAAUGUUAAGGAUGAGACAACUAGCAGGAAACGUAGAAGGGUGCGUAACAGGAAUAAGAACAAUGAAGUGAGUAAAGGGGAGGGAAAAGGCAUGGGUUCUGGUGCAGGAACAAGCAGUUACAAGAGGAUGAAACAGGAGGAGGAUGAUACCGGAACAGUGGACACCCCAGUAGCCGGAUCCACAGGAGGAACAACAAACACCCUAGGGAAGGGAAGCGGUGGAAGUAAUCAUAAGCAAAGCUACUACAGCAGGAGGAGUAGCGAAAGGGUCAAGUCGAUCUACAUGCAUGAUGAGAGGGAAGACGGAGUGGUUACGAAGAAGAGAGCUGUUUGCUCCUCAGGAGGAUCCUUAAAAAGGGGAGAAAAAGUAGAGCACAACGUCCAUGGAGGAGGAGAUAGUAGUACCCCGCAUAGCGAGAGAAGGACAGGUGGCACACGGUCAUCAGGGUCAGCAGUCAAAGGUGAAAGGAGUACCCAUCACAACAGCAGUGGUGUUGACAAUAUGGGGAGCAUGAUGAGCCUUGGCAGUAUGGGCAGCUUUGGAAGCAAUACCAUGAAUAACAGAAAGAGUAGCAACCAUCCUGGGGGUGGUGACAGCUCAGAGUGCGCCUCGUCUCACGAAAACAGAAGCUUCGGUAGUAAAGAAGAUGGAGACCACGCUGUUAAAGGUAGUAUUAUGGGUGCUGGAGGGGCACCAGAGGGCAGCGUCGCGCCCAGGAGAAGUCACAGAAGUAGUAGUAGUGGCAAAAGGUACAACACUCCCGUGGAUGAUAGUGGGAAAAUGACUCGAAGAAAAAGCUCCCGAGUGAGGAGAGCAAAGAAUGAAGCUUCUGACUUUGUCACAGGGAAAAACAAUACAGUUGGCUCAAAUGAAGGUGAAUACUUUGACAGUUAUACAGACCUGAGCAUGAAUCCCGAGGGAGGAGCAGGGAUAGGCUCGCUGGAGGUAGAAGAUAAAGAUGUGGAGUACCAAAUAGGGGACGAAAUGGAUGACGAGGAGGAAAGAAAGAGAGAAAAAAAACAUUUAAAAAAAAAAAAAAAAAAAAAAAAUUAUCAGAUGAUGAAGUACUGCAUAAAAUUCAAAGCUGUAAUUUGA
Molecule: messenger RNA, 6714 nt
Organism: Plasmodium fragile
Lineage: Eukaryota; Apicomplexa; Aconoidasida; Haemosporida; Plasmodiidae
Exons: 1
Coding region: 1-6714 (2237 amino acids)
Biological process (GO): nucleosome organization; regulation of transcription by RNA polymerase II
Cellular component (GO): nucleus; chromatin
Molecular function (GO): ATP binding; chromatin binding; ATP-dependent chromatin remodeler activity
Source: RefSeq, a predicted model, not a curated record